This is a messenger RNA of Cladocopium goreaui, 1254 nucleotides long. Lineage: Eukaryota; Dinophyceae; Suessiales; Symbiodiniaceae. The record is from the annotation of a GenBank genome assembly.
AUGGCGCCGCGGUUGUCCAAGCCGAGAGCCACGGCCAGUGGGCGCGCAAAGACCCCCCUACCAGCAGCGACAGAAACCGAGAGUAGAAAAGCAACCAAGCGGCCAGCUUCAGACCAGGGAGGCGCAAGCAAGACUGCCAAGACCACGCUGCUCCCAGCAGAGCCUGGCAAAGUGAAACUCAUAGCUGCGCAGCCUCCAAACACCCCGGCCGAAGUCACGCUGGCUUCUGACUGCUCUGGUCUUUGCACUGAAGGGCCAGCGGUGCGAGUGAACUUGCCUUCAUCUGUCAAUGUGAAGCACAUCUACACUUCUGAAAUUGAUUCCAACUUCAGGAAAUUCAUUUCUGAGUUUGUCAAGCCCCAGCAGUUGGAGAACGACAUGGAGAACACAUUGCAUCUUGGGCGUGUGUGGUUUGAUGUUGACCUUUACGCGGUCGGCAGCCCAUGUCAAAGUUGGAGUCUUGCCGGUAGUAAGUCUGGGGCUGCAGAUUCCAGAGGCGGUCUCAUGGCUCUGAUCCCUUUUCAAAUUGAAAAGCACAAGCCUCGCAGCUUUAUCUCCGAGAAUGUAAAGGGCCUCCCGUCACUCUUUCCCAAGGAAUUCAACUGGCUGAUCCAAGCUUUGAGAGACAUUCAGCUUCCCAAUGGUGAGCAAUGCUACAAUGUUUAUUACAAGCUGCUGGACACACAGCACUUCGGAAUUCCGCAGCACCGCGAACGGGUCUAUAUCAUCGGUAUUCGCCGAGACGUGCAAGUGAAGCACUUUGAGUGGCCAGUGCCUUUCAAGGAGCGGCUCACGCUCAAGCAGCUCCUUGGCAAUCCUGCCAUGGAAUGGAAGUGCAACUUGCGGGAGAAGACACACGAUGUCGACGGCUCAGCUCUAUCCAGCACAGCCCGCAAGAACUUGAUCCAGUUUCAAGACUUUUUGGACAAGAAUCCGGCCAAACAAGACUCUGACUUCAUUGUCGACACAGGCGGUUCUUCAGCAACUUGGAUGGAGGACAAAUGCCCCUGCCUCACUGCCACCAGAUGCAAAGGAAAGCAUUGCUACUGGUGGCAUCAAGGCCAGAGGUUCCUCACCCCGACAGAUUUUUUUUUGCUUCAAGGCGUGUGGCCUGGGGCUUACAAGCCUGGAGAUGUUGAAGAACUUCAACGUUUUCCACAAAGGGUAUUAGGACAUAUGAUUGGCAACGCCAUGUCUGUUUGUGUAGUGCGACGCUUAGUGCGAUGCAUUUUCCAAGCACGUGGCAUUCUUUGA